Molecule: messenger RNA, 1386 nt
Organism: Trichobilharzia regenti
Lineage: Eukaryota; Metazoa; Platyhelminthes; Trematoda; Strigeidida; Schistosomatidae
Source: the annotation of a GenBank genome assembly
UAGAGAAAGAAAGUAAUGACUGUAUCUCAUUCCUAGACGUCUUCAUGGCAAGGAAAGAAGAUGGCACACUAAGAAGGAGUGUGUACAGGAAACCUACUACAACAGGACAGUACACUCAUUUUUUGAGUUUUGUACCUUUGAAAUAUAAACGCAACCUGGUAAAGUGUCUGGUUCAUAGAGCUAGGUUAAUCUGUUCAGACGACUGCUUCAAUGAGGAGCUUGAGAUUAUUAGAGAAUUACUUAGAAAAAAUGGUUAUCCAGAUAAGUUUAUUGAGAAAAAUAUGAAUUCAUCACCUAGGACAGUGACUAUGGCAACAGUUCCGAAAAAACCACUGUUCAUAAAACUUCAGUUCCUCGGCGACAACAUCAGCGAAAUAAUAACGCAGCGACUGAGGAAUGCAGUUAAAAGAGCUUAUUAUGCAGCAGAGGUACGCUGUCUCUUCACGACCACACCUAUCCUACGUUCGAGUAAUAAGGAUAAACUACCUAAAUUCGCCUCUUCUAUGUGUAUCUACCAGUUUGACUGCAGCUGCGGAGCCAGCUACAUCGGGCGAACAAUUAGGCAGGUUCAUCAUCGUAUUUCCGAACAUCAUCCGGCAUGGUUAAGCAAGGGACAAACAAAAUCUAUUCGUAGCUCUAUUUUAGCCCACCUUGUAGAUAGUGAGCAUAAGGUUGAUGUUAAUACUGCAUUUAAAAUUAUUUAUCGCAUUCCUACUAAUCUUAAUUUUGCUUUACGAGUUCGUCUUCUACAUACAGCUGAAGCAAUAGGAAUCCACCUGAAGAAGCCAAACUUGUGUGUCCAGAAGAAAUUUGUACAGCCACUUUCCUUACCUUGGCCAUCGUUACAUGACUGUAUAAACCGGACUACUCCAUCACCCUCCCCCUAGAAUAAUUUUUCUUUUUUAAAAAACUAUAAUUGUCCAAAUUAUUUUAUUUUUCUGACUACUUCAUCUUUAAUUACGUGUUAUCCUUGUAAAAAUUAUUUUAUUCUUAUGACCACUUCAACUUUAGUUACAAAUUAUCAUUGUCCAAAUUGUUUUAUUUUCUUUAACAAUCUGUUACGUAAUCAACCUGUGCACACGCUUAUUCCUUAAUUGCUCUUCAUUUUUCCAAAAUUAUGCAUUAUGCAAUCCACGUGUUGUAACCAUUUCCACCUUUUAAUUAUAGAUAUUAAUUUUUCUUCGUUAAUUAUCACCCCAUUGACAUUUUGACACCGACUAAUUAUUGUUAACAAACAUAUCGCCACUUGAUUGGUAAAUUGUUGUGUAUUGUAAUUAAAAUGCUAUAUAUAUUAGAGUAGAGCCAGAGAUGAGGAUCUAAUUGAAAAGUAAAUAUUUCUUCGCUCAAUCUUUCUCUUUUCUAAAUGUGUAAAUGGGGAUAUUUUCU